Molecule: messenger RNA, 1103 nt
Organism: Capra hircus (goat)
Lineage: Eukaryota; Metazoa; Chordata; Mammalia; Artiodactyla; Bovidae
Gene: ELSPBP1
Product: epididymal sperm binding protein 1
Exons: 6
Coding region: 1-672 (223 amino acids)
Cellular component (GO): cell surface
Molecular function (GO): heparin binding
Source: RefSeq, a predicted model, not a curated record
AUGAGUGGAUGGCCCAGUUACCUGCUGGGGUGGAUGGCCUUCCUCCUCUACUCCUAUGAAUCAACCGGAAAUAAGAAAGAUUCAUGCAUCUUUCCCUUCACCUACAAGGGUUCUACUUACUUCUCCUGCACCAGAGCCAACAGCUUAUCCCCUUGGUGUGCGACCAGAGCCGUUUACGACGGACGGUGGAGACACUGCUUGACGGAAGAUUACCCACGCUGUGUCUUUCCCUUCAUCUACCGGGGAAAGCCCCAUAAUGGCUGCAUCACGGAUGGCAGUUUAUUCGGAAGGCAGUGGUGCUCAGUGACUUCCAGCUUUGAUGAGAAGCAGCAGUGGAAAUACUGCGAAACCAACGAGUACGGGGGAAACUCUUUCAGCAAGCCCUGCAUCUUCCCUGCCACCUACAGAAAUAAUGUGAUCUCUGAAUGCCUUGAGGAUGAAAACAACAAGCUCUGGUGUCCAACCACGGAGAACAUGGAUAAGGACGGGAAGUGGAGUCUUUGCGCAGACACCAGAAUUUCCUCAUUGGUUCCUGGCUUCCCUUGCCACUUCCCGUUCAACUACAAAAACAAGAAUUAUUUUAACUGCACCAAUAAAGGAUCAAAGGAGAACCUUUUAUGGUGCGCAACCUCUUACAAUUAUGACCGGGACCGUACUUGGGUGUACUGCUGAGGCAAAGGGAAGGAGACACGUCUCCAGUGGAAGGUUGACAUAUUAAGUCUGGAACCUGCUUCACCUUUUUCAUCGAAUCUUUCAAGCUUAGAUAAUCGCCUUUAGAAAGAACCUGUUCACCGUCUUGCUUCAUCACUUGGUCCUUUGUGAAGAACAGAGGGAAAAUGUGGUCUAACCACCAAAAGGGAGCCCCACAUUAACUCUGGGGCUGGCUUUUCCACUUCCUAGAAUGGCAGAUACGGUGAGGGAUCCAAAAGGGUGAGGAAGGAAACACUGGUGAGUCAUAUGGUGCAAAGAUCAGAUUCUCAGCCCAGGGACUCUAGGAAAUGAUUGCAGCCUGCUGUCUCUUUCUGGGAAGUUACUGACUUGGGUGGAACAUUUGUAGGUACUUAUUAAAUCAUUAAUAAAUAAAUUAGUACAUCAAUGGAGGG